UACACUUUACACUCGAAAAAACCGGGUACCAGUCGCGAGAAGUGUGGGGCAUGUCGGAGUCUCCGAAGAAACGACCGAAAAUCGGAACCAGCGAGUGUCUGUCUUACUUGCAGAGCCUGGGAGAUGUCCUUCCCGAGGACGCCGCCCUUCAGUUGGCCCAAAAAAUCCGGGCGGAGGAGGAGGAGGCGGCGCAUUUGGACACGUGCAACCAAGCCGCUUUGAACAUUAGUUUUCGGGUUUACUACCAUAUAGUGCACAAGUAUGAGCUCCCGGACACCCACUUUGCUGAUCUCCCCCAGCGUUUGACCAGCGAGCAGCCCUCGGCCUUCCUGAUGCUCCAAUCCGUGCUGCUCACGGAUCAUUGGAAGCUACUUAAUCCUCUCCAGCUGGAGGAGAAGUGCACCACUGCUAUAAUAGAGGCUCUCCGGGGGAAUUCUCCUGGUUUAAUGGCGGUGCUUAAAGCCACCAAUCUGCUCGUAAAGAAGUACCCCAAACUAGAGCUCCUUAAUUUGCACCUAGAGCACUUUUACCACUGCCUGCAGCGCCAGACGCAAACGGGUUCUCGCGAGGAAACUCUCACUUUGUACAACCACUGCUGCCGGCAGAGGGAAAGAGCCUUCUCCUACUUCCGCCUCAUAGUGGAGUUCUUUCCCUGGACAAAUAGGAAUAAGUACUAUUUACUUAGUGGCGCCUUGAACUCCUUUUCUUUGGAGGAACUACUAUCAGCCACCAACCAAAAGGAGGAGGAGUUCUUCAGCGGACUCCGGCUGAGUUUGAGCUACAAGGGACUCCGGGCAGCUAGCCAGUAUCCGGUGAAAAGCCUGAGCAAUCAGCGAUGUCCUGCUCUUCUGGCCGCCAGCGUGGAGCUGCUGCUCCAUGGGAAUGUGGCCGAGAUCCAGAACUUUCACUCGCAGUGGUUUCUGCGCAUCCAACAGAGGGAUGUCUUAUUCGAAAUGCUGCAGGCUAAUCCCCAGAUUGUGGAGUUCCUAGGCUCCUCGGAGGAGCUACGUUCACCUAGCGAUCAAUUACGUUUAAUACUAAUCUUCAGCAUGUUUGCCAAGGAAAUCUAUGCCGCCUCCAAGCUGCACUUCUUCAAAAUCAGCACAGAACUGCUGACCAACUGCAGCCAAAUGGAAACAGAGGCCCAGCUGCUGGUCUUUCGCUUUCUCGUGGAUAAUCUAAGCAACUUUGCGGUGGAGGACUGCCUGGAGUUCUUCCACAGCUUCGUGGAAAGACAUCGCGGGCUGGAGAGUUCGGAAUUCCGGAAUACGAUGCUGGGCAAGAUGCCUACGAUUAUUAACCACACGGCCAAGCAUUUCCAUCGGGUAAUCAAAACGGAAAGCGGCGUGGGAGGAGAUGCUUUGGCGCAGAACAUCAAGCGAUUCUUCUCGCAUCUUCAAAAUCUUAUAGAACGCGACAUUCACAGCGAGGUUUACCAGCCGAAGAUCUUCGCUCUGAAGCUGCUGGAAAUCCUCAACCGAUCGCUUUAUGCGGAGAAAGUAACGAAGAAUGCCAAAAUGUGUAGUCCCCAGCAGAAUCAACAAAUGGGAAUGUUUCUCCUGGAGCAGGGAGUCUUUCGGCAGAAGGAAAUGGCAGAAAAGCUCUUUGAAACCCUCAAUAAUCCCCAAGGAUUCGAUGAUGCUUUGGAGCUGACCGUCUCCCUGCUCAUCCAAAUGGGCCAUGUGGAUAGUGAAAAAUGCGUGGACCGUUGUCUAAACCUCUGCCUCACUUCAGACGUAGAUGAGUGCUCCUUGGUUUCCCUCUACGCGCAAUUGGCGGUUAUAAAUGAGACUUCUUCUAAGAAAAUAUAUAAGGAAUGUCUGAUAAAACUCAAGGAGAAACUAGAUCCCUUCCUUGAGGAUCCGUUAAUGACUGCCAAGAGUGGCGGCCACCUCUUUGGCUAUCUUCGCGGUCUGGACGAGGUGGUCAAAGCGGGCGUUUCACUAGAGGAUUCGCCACUGGAGGAGCUGUUGCCCUUGCUAGAACGCAUCCUCAGCGGGAUUCUAAAGUUCCUAAACCUAUCCAAUGCAAGAAAACAAGAGGAAACAGCCACUGCAGCCAGUUUCCAGGACAUGGACGAGAGUCUCCAGCUGCUGGUCAGCGAGAGCUCCUUUAAGUCUGUAAAUGAAGAGGAAGCCUGUCGGAAGUACUUGCUCAUGAGCUUCUGGCUGACUUUGAAGGGCUGUUGCGAUCUGGCCACCAGCAUUGGGUGUUCCCUGCUGAAAACUACUGCCAAAACGGUUAAUUUAGAGGCCCUGCGUCGUUGCCUGGACAUCAAUGUGUCGGUUUUAACGCUCUGCCGGCACAAAGGAGCCAUCGAGGCUGCAGGUUUGAGCAUAGGCAGGCUCACCCGUGGUAUUACCAGUAGCUUAGAAAGCGGGGAUGCGGGUUUCCAAAUGCUGCACGAUUGUUUGGAAAGGGAAUUGCUAACGGAGAGCCGCCAGGUGAGCACCACACGCCGUGGUGCGGGCUUUGCCAUAAUGUUUCUGCAUGUCCUGAAGAAUGACAACCCAAGACAGAGGUUGCUGCUCCACCGAGCUGUGCAGCAAAUCCUGCAGAGAUUAAAUGGAGAUCGCUGUAAUGGGGAGACUCAAUCCCUAGAUAGCAAUCACGAUCGUUUAGAGGCCUUACUGCUUCACUAUCUUUGCGUUUUGGUGCGCGACACCGAACUGCGGCCGGCAAUGAGCAAAUACUACAAUGAAAUACUCCUGGUGGCCAUGGAGCACAUCACGAAUCCCGAGUGGACCAUCUCGAAUGCGGCGCUGCAGCUUUUCGGCGCCAAUCUGGGCAAGCUGGUGGGCCAGCGGCAGGCCACCGAGUUCGAAACGCGGCCCGCCUGGGAACCGAGUGAGCUGGAUUACGACGAGCUUGGCUGCCUGCUGCCCAAGGCGUGUGAGCACAUGCUGGAGUGCUGCGACCGUCAGGAGGUGACCUCUUCUAUUAUACUCUUCCUGGCCUUUCUCUCCAAGGUGGAGCAUUUGCGCACUUCGGGUGGUAGAGUUCCAAAUCCUUUAUUACUACGUUUCCGGCGACUCAGCUGGCGAUUGUUGAGGCAUCAAUGCGAUCAAGUGCGUCAACUGGCGGCCACCUGCUUUGUGCGUUCCCACGAAUUCCGCUGCGAUCUGCCGGCUGCUCUGCUGGCCAGCGCCAAAUUGGCCGCCACUCUGGAGGAGGAGAACUUCUACGAGGGAUUGAUUUACACACUGUCAGCGGGUGUUUUAAAACUCCAACAUGAAGCAAGACAUGUGUGGAGUGCUCAACGUUUGGAGGGUUUCUUUCAAGAGCUCCUCACCUCGCUAAAUGUCACGGAGCAAGUGCUUCGCUUCAAGCCCUACACACGCAACGUUCUAAUGGAACUACUAAAGCUGCUGGGCAGCGCGGAUAAAGCAGAAUUUAGUUUUAUCUAAUCUAGUUAUUAAGCCAAAAAGUAGUAUUUCGCUUUUACAACUAUUCAAAUGACGCAUUUAAUGUUUUGUACGCAAUAAACGAAACGAAAGUAUCUAGUAGAGCCCUGUGUGGAUUAUUCAAUGAAAUUUCUGAUUUGUUUAAUUCAAUUCUAUGUGAAAAUAAUUCACUUCGAAUUGAAUGAAUG
Molecule: messenger RNA, 3592 nt
Organism: Drosophila takahashii
Lineage: Eukaryota; Metazoa; Arthropoda; Insecta; Diptera; Drosophilidae
Biological process (GO): tRNA methylation
Cellular component (GO): cytosol
Source: RefSeq, a predicted model, not a curated record